AUCUCAUACGUUGCAUUCCCAGCUGAGGCCAAGAUUUCAUGCUAUCCCAGCAGUUCUCCUUGCCAAUUUUCUGUUGCUAAUACAUGUAAAGUCUUGCUGCUAUUGCUGAACCUGCUGCAGUGGCCACUUGGUCCUUGGAGCAAAAUGGAGAAGUAUCCUUUUCUGUUGGUGAAAUACGGCGUUAUAAUUGCCACAUGAAAUGGUCCUGUCUCUCUCGCUGAAAAGAUGGAUGGGGAAAACCAGCUUAAUGGAUUUCCUUCCCCUCUGCUUCUGCAAAUGUGCACAAACCUUGUGGAACGUGGAGACACCAGGUUAGCUUCUGAUGCACAGCCUGCCAAAGGGGUUGCUUUUGUUGUUCUAGCAUUUUUAGCAGCUAUGUUUUGUUCUUAUCCCAAUCCAAAUCAGGAUAAGUGUCCUGGAAACUAUACUCACCCACUUAAAGUGCAGACUGUCAUAGUCAUUGCAAAAGUAAUUCUGUGGAUUCUGCAUGUUUUUUUUGAACGAUACAUCCAGCACCACCACAGUAAAGUCAGAAGCAGAGGUUACUUCUCAAUAUACCGAUCAACAAGACAUCUAAAAAGGCUUCCACUGCUGAUUCACUCCACAGGUAAUGCAGCCCUGCUUUUGAUUCUGUCAGUGCAGCAUUCCUUUCCUGAUCGCAGUAAAGUGUACCUGUAUCUUAUACUGGGAGUCCUGGGCCUGGAGCUGAUUAGCUCCCUGACAUGCUUAGUGAUUUACACAGUGAAAAUAAGCAACUUCAAUCGUGCGAAGCCAAGACCUGACAUAAUUGAAGAAGAAAAGAUGUAUGCCUACCCUAGUCACAUUACCUCAGAAAUUGGAUUCAGGGAAACUUCAAGUUUAGAAGAGAUAGUUGAGAAGCAAGGAGAUGUAAUAGAAUAUCUUCAGCGACACAAUGCACUGCUCAGCAAGAGACUAUUGGCAGUAACAUCUCAGCAAAUCAAAACUUAACAGCGUUUGGAAAACUGCUGCUGGAGCUCUGGAGGGAACAUGAGGUAAUGUAGUAUCCAGACUGAUUUGUACAGAUGACUUCUUCAAUCGUCUUUCACAUUUUGAAAUAGAAAUUAAGCUGGAAGGAUAAGCUCUGCAUGCACUAUAAACCUGUUACAACUGGACACUGGCUCUCUUCAAAUCAUCAGUUCUGAAAAAAAGUUCUGGAGGUUCAAGGAUUUUUAAUUCCUAAUAGGGUAAAGUAGGACCUGAGGUAAUGGUUUCAGCUUCAUUCAGUUGUCGCUAUUAUUUUGUACUGCUGUAACCUUUGAGCUUCAAACUACUAAAGUAUUCUGUAUUUCUAGAAAACAAAUUUGUAUUCUAGAAAAAACUUGACUUUGCAAAGGAUGCCUUUUCAGUUUCUGGUGCUGUAGCUGAGACUAGAUGUGUUCUGUCACUGAGUCCCAUUACUUCCAAUGUUAGAGGUGGUGUACUUCAAUAAUCCUGUACAAAGUACAUACUUGCUUUCUAGAUCAGUCUCCUUUUCUCCUUUGUCAAGAAAAGGAGUGAAACUGUUGCCUGUGCCAGGGGGGAAAUUCAGCAUCCAAUUUAGGAUUUAAAAAAAAAAAAAAGCGGUGGGUGCCCUAGAAAUGCAAAUAUUACAUGUAAGUGUGUGGUAUAAAACAUGUCAUGAUAAGCAAUUUGAGCAGUUGUUCAGAAUUCCGGCUUUAAAACCUGUAAGAAGAGGCAUCUUAAGGGCUGAUGACUUUCCUAUUACUAGGAGCCUGUCAGCUAAUAAUCAACAAGAUUCCUGCUCUGCUGACUGAACUAACUUAAUACAAAAAGUUUUUUCUUUGACCUAGUAACUAACUUGUGUUGAAUGGGUUUAAAGAUCCUGUUAAAGAUGCAUCAGUUACAUGCAUCCUUGCUCGUGACUUACAAAAAAAGUCAGCGUCUUGAUUCAAAAGCUAAAAUGGUGUAUGUGGGGAGGUAAAAAGCAGCAGAAGACAGAAAGGACUUCUAGAAGUUGGAGAAACAAGAAUUUUUGGUUCCAUUUCAUGGAUUUAUUGGGAAGGCUGGUGAAAGAACCAUUCUGUUCUGGGUACUAUCUUGUCUACCAAUGUAGACCAAGAAUUAUUUUAGAAGCUGAUACCUCUGUGGGGACAGGGUAAUCACUAGUCUAAACUGGGAAGAAGGCUCUCAUGAGGAGUGGUCUUGUAGCUGAGUAUAAGAAAAACAAAAGAAAAUUAAUCCAUCCUACUUUGGUUCUAGGGCACAACUUUAGAAAUAACUAAACUGUUUAGGGUGCAACAAACAUGGGGAUGGUCUCAUUUAACAGAAAACAAUAAAUAUUGGAGGUCUUGCUGCUAUCCAACACUAUACUGUUCUCCUUAAGUGUUGUUUCUUGAAAAUGCAGCCAGGAUUUUAUAAUAUACAUGUAAGGAAUAGAAAUGUUUUUGUUUUUAGAACUCAGGUUUUGAUGUG
Messenger RNA from Haliaeetus leucocephalus (bald eagle), 2433 nucleotides. RefSeq names its product transmembrane protein 192 (gene TMEM192). The transcript has 6 exons. Gene Ontology annotation, cellular component: late endosome; lysosomal membrane. The record is from RefSeq and is a predicted model, not a curated record. Bases 226 to 969 code for a protein of 247 amino acids. NCBI's taxonomy places the organism in Eukaryota, Metazoa, Chordata, Aves, Accipitriformes, Accipitridae.